AUGAAUUCAGUGGUGUGGCUUGGACGAUGGACUGUUUAUCUCGGGGAAAUUUACUUCACAUUUGCUGAAACGAAAGACCGCAUGUCAGGAAGUCUUCAGCGACAUUUACGUGAAUUGACUUAUCCGGAUGACAGUGAAAUGGGUUUAUUCUUCGCAUUAGCAAUUCCCUUAGACGACCCGGUGUCGACGAAAGCUAUGUCAGUCGCAUUUUUUUUCGAAGCCAACUACGGGCUCGUUAAAGCCCAAGAAUCAUUAGCAUCAGAGACCAGAAAACAGAGAACUGUCUCUUCAGAUCAUCAAUCAUUGACCCGCUUGGCUGUCUACUCAAUUCUCGAAUCAAAAUUUCAAUCCUUGGGGCUGCCAGGUCGUGCAUGUUUAUUGCGUUCAAUCUGUGAAACGAGUAAGUUAUCUCUGCAUCGUCACAAUGGACUUAUCGGAGAUCUUCUUAGAAUUUUAUUAACGCCAUCUUCUUCGGCUAACGAGAACUUGCCAAAUGAAUAUGUCCAGGCCGAACAACGACAAGCUGCGAAGAUCAACCAUCAUUCGAACUCUGACACCGACAAUAAUGAUGAUGAUCAUCUUGAUGGCAAUGAUCUAUAUCCUGAUGAUGAUAACAAGGAACCCAAUAAUUGCAGUACAAUUUAUCCCCUUUGUCCCAUUACUAUUUAUGACUUCAUUACCGUUCAAUGA
Microplitis demolitor is the source of this 690-nucleotide messenger RNA. RefSeq lists its product as uncharacterized. The record is from RefSeq and is a predicted model, not a curated record. The coding region runs from base 1 to 690 and encodes 229 amino acids. The transcript is spliced from 5 exons. NCBI's taxonomy places the organism in Eukaryota, Metazoa, Arthropoda, Insecta, Hymenoptera, Braconidae.